Molecule: messenger RNA, 744 nt
Organism: Penicillium argentinense
Lineage: Eukaryota; Fungi; Ascomycota; Eurotiomycetes; Eurotiales; Aspergillaceae
Product: 6-phosphogluconolactonase
Exons: 2
Coding region: 1-744 (247 amino acids)
Biological process (GO): pentose-phosphate shunt; carbohydrate metabolic process
Molecular function (GO): 6-phosphogluconolactonase activity
Source: RefSeq, a predicted model, not a curated record
AUGGCUAUCGCGCAGCCCAAUCUCUUCAGCUUCCCCAGCACAGAUGCUCUGGCCCAGCAAUUGAGGCCCUAUAUCCUGCGGGCCCAGAAUGCCGCCCUGGCCCGCCACGACACAUUCCGUGUCGCCGUCUCUGGUGGCUCCCUUCCCACCUUCGCCAAGUGGCACAUUUUCUUCGCCGACGAGCGAGCCGUGCCGCUCGAUCACGACGACAGCAACUACAAGCUGCUUAAGGCCGAGUUGCUCACCAAGAUCCCCGCGGAGCUGGGUGCUCCGACCGUCUAUCCCAUUGAUGCCGACCAUGUCAACGACGAUGACCCCCAGGAGCUGGCGGACUUGUACCAAGACGAUCUGAUGCGUGUCUUUGCCGCCAAGGACAGCGUCAAGCUGCCCAUUUUUGACCUCAUCCUCCUGGGCUGUGGCCCCGACGGCCACACUUGCAGCCUGUUCCCCGGCCAUGAGCUCCUGCGCGAGAAAGAUGCCUGGGUUGCGGCCGAGACCAAUUCGCCCAAGCCCCCGCCCAAGCGUAUCACACUCACUCUGCCCGUCGUCACCUCUGCCUACAACAUCGCCUUCGUGGCGACCGGCGCUGGCAAGAAGGAUAUCAUGAAGGCCAUCUUCGACACCGAGGAAGGCCGCAGCCUUCCAUCUGCCUUGGUGAACCAGGCUGCUGGUGAGAAGGUCAGCUGGUUCACCGAUCACCCGGCUAUCGACGGUGUCGCUUUCCCCCGUCGUGGCAGCUUGUGA